Lotus japonicus is the source of this 2900-nucleotide messenger RNA. RefSeq lists its product as uncharacterized. The transcript is spliced from 2 exons. The record is from RefSeq and is a predicted model, not a curated record. The coding region runs from base 864 to 1649 and encodes 261 amino acids. Lineage: Eukaryota; Viridiplantae; Streptophyta; Magnoliopsida; Fabales; Fabaceae.
CACCACCAUUUAGUGUCCUUUGCCACUGUCUUCCCCAUACUUUCAUACUCAACCACCCAACACCCUCCACUGGCGCCACCCUCCAUCACUACACACGCUGCCAUUGCUAUUAUCGCCAACAAUUAUUCUUUCUUGCAAUGGUGGUAUUAGAAUAUAGCUAGAGUGCAAGGACCAAAUCUUCAAAUACUUCCUAGUUAGUUAGAAGAGUUAGUCUUGUGUAUAAGUAUCAGUGUCUUUGUAAUGUUCAAUUAACUUUUUACAAUGUAAACCUUUACCCUUUGCUAGGGCUUCUAUUAGCUUUUGGGUUUGGGUUUACAACUUUAUCAUGGUAUCAGUAGACAAAUUUCCGCAUCUCUUUCACUGAUUUCAUCAAUUGCCCACUGCAAUUGAUCAUCUUUUUGACUGAUUUUAUCAAUUGCUCCCUGCAAUUGAUCUUUGCUUUUGAUUCCAGUUUCCGUUUCGAUUUCGUUCUAGUUCCUUGUGAUUUCCAGAAUCAUUACUCUGUUUCCUAAUCUUCAAGCUCGUUUCUUGAUGAUUUCAGGGCGGAAACCUCCGAUUCACCAUCGCCACCGUCAUCGCCUUCGAUAUACAGCGUUCAAUCAGCGGAAACCACCGCCACUGUCAUUGAUCUCAGUUCAUCUUCAUCAUCGAUUUGAGCCUUCUUUUCUCAUUCACAGAGGGUUUGAUUUUGGGGUUUUCUACUUUUCUUCGAUCAAUCUGUGAGCUUCACUGCGAUUGCUUCUUCAAGCUUCGGUGGUUGAGCUUCUGAGUUCGUCUUCUUUGUCGCGUGCUUCAAAUUCGCGAUUCUUCAUCACUGCCUGCAAGAUUGAAUUUCAGAUUCUUGAUUUCUGGUGCAUUCAUCCAUGGCGGCUCCUGGGAUUCCGUUACCGUUCCGGCACCAUAUUCACAAUCAAGAGUAUCCAUCUCGAUUCUUGAAGCUUCAACCAAGAUCUUUCGAUCUUUCAUCAAAUUCUUAUUGCGAUUCUGGAGAAUGCAUGGUUUUUGAUUUUCAAGCUCGAGUGUUGAGCUUCCAUGGCGGCUAUCCGUCAUCAUCACCGUUGACUGGUUCUACGGUUCAUCAGUUCGAUCUGCACAGGUUCUUCAAUGGAGUUAUCUUCUUCUCCGACCAUUGCAACAUGAACUUCAUCGGAGUCAUCGACUUCUCCGAUUCUCAACGCCACCGGAGUCAUCUCCUUCUUCGGUUGAAGUCUCUUCCCGGUGUCCAUAGGAGAUUCCGAUCGAUCCUUUCGUUGCUUGGCUCCUUCAGAAAGGGCUUCUUGGAUUCUUCUUCAUUUUCGGCAUCGUCUCUUCUGCACACAGAUUCAUGGUUUGUGCAUCAACCCUCUGCCAUUGUUGUUCAGCCUGAGAUUGUCUAUGAUCACACUGUUUCACAAGUUGUGGAGGUAACAAUUUUCAAGACUGAAUGUUCAUUUUUAAUGACUGAAAUUCAUCAAUUUGUGAAACUCUGGUUUGGAUUAUGGAAUCAUUUUCUUGUUUGGCCGAUUGUUUUGAUAUUGGUGUUUGAUCCUGGAGGAUUUUGGCUUUGUUCACAAGAUGUUUGUGAAAAGUUUUUAGAGAAUUUUUUCAUGAAAGUUCAGUUUGAUAUUAGAGGGGUUUUCUGUUGUUCACAAGUUGGUUAUGAUAAUUAAUGCCACUGGAAUUCACGAUGUAUAUGUUAUUGUUCCUGCUUUAUCAACACCUGAUGAUAAUAGAGUUGUUACUUUGGAAGUAUAUGUCUAUGCAAGGAAAUCUUCUGAGAUUGGGAUUGUAGAAGCCAUUGUAGAUCUUCAGCAUCCAGGACUUAGCUCCCCUGAUCUGGUUUUCACAUGUAUCACCUUCAAGAACAUUGUUGUAGAUGAUGAACUAUGUAACUUCAUUACUGUUACAUGUGGUAUUGAUGCAGUCCUCAGCUAUAUGAAUGACAGUGGUGCACAAGGCAACAAAGUUGUAAUCACAGAUUGCUGCACGUUAUUUUUUGCCUGAAAGAAUCCAAGAUUUCACUCGAUGAAGAUUCUGAAUUUCCUUUUCUUUUACAAGAUGUUUAUCCUCAAAGUUUGCAUAGAGAGUACCAGGUAACCGUUUUGGUUGUGAGAAUUCAGAAUCUAACACAAGUGAGAUAGAUAUUGCCUCAUGCAAGGGAGUGGAAACUGAACUAAAUCAGCCAAGAGUGCAAGUCUCUUCUCCCUGGAUCUCUUCUGGGAAGCUGUUUGGCCUUGUUUUUUUUUUUUUAGCAAAAGGACCAGUUACAAGUUCUGUUGUUUAGCCAUUGAGGAUUGCACUAGGAAAUUCUAUCAAUUUAGCUAGAGUGCAAAGAAGUCAGAGUUCUCUUUCCUGCUGUACUUGCAUUGUUAUUGGUUCUGGUUGUCUCACAUAGGUAAGCAUUCAUGCUGGGCUUGUUCUUCUGGAGCUACAAGGGAUCCAAAAGCUAGCUCUGAGUAGAUUCAGCCUUGUUUUCUUAUGGUUUGGCAUCUCAGUUCCACUUGUGUUUGUUGGUGGUCACAUUGAUUUUAAAAAAAAGUGAUCUAGGAUCUUGUGGAGACAAGCAAAAUCCCCUGGCAGAUACCAGAGCAGCAUUGGUACAUGAACUCAUCAUACUCAUUGUUACUUGUGCUGCGAUCACAAUACUUCUUUGCUACUUCCAGCUGUGUAGUGUUUUUUUUUAGUACUUUUGUUCCUUGUAUUUCAGCUCUGUUGUGUAUUGGAUAGUUAUGUUCUCAAGCUUGGUAGUGUUAAUAUUAACCACUUCCAAGCUUGCGGGGAUAUUAGAAUAUAGCUAGAGUGCAAGGACCAAAUCUUCAAAUACUUCAUAGUUAGUUAGAAGAGUUAGUCUUGUGUAUAAGUAUCAAUGUCUUUGUAAUGUUCAAUUAACUUUUUAAAAUGUAAACCUUUACUCUUUGCUA